Messenger RNA from Vicia faba (fava bean), 2118 nucleotides. NCBI's taxonomy places the organism in Eukaryota, Viridiplantae, Streptophyta, Magnoliopsida, Fabales, Fabaceae. The record is from the annotation of a GenBank genome assembly.
AUGGCGAAAGAAGAGUAUCAUCCAUUGUUUGAGACAAGAAGAGGGAGUGGAAAGUUCAUGUACAUAACAUUUUCUUUCUCAGUGUUUGUGGGAAUUUGCUCUAUUUGGAUUUACAGAUUGAAUUACAUAUCCGAAGAGUUUGAAGAUGGAAACUGGAUUGUUUGGAUUGGAUUGCUUUUUGCUGAACUAUGGUUUGGUUUUUAUUGGUUCCUUCAUCAAAACCUUAGAUGGAACCCUAUUUUCAGGCAACCCUUACCUCAAGUACUCUCACAAAGCAGAUAUGAGCAUAUGUUGCCAAAAGUGGAUAUAUUUGUGUGUACUGCAGAUCCAGAGAUUGAGCCACCAAUAAUGGUGAUAAACACGGUGUUAUCUGUGAUUGCUUAUGAUUAUCCAGCAGAGAAGCUUAGUGUGUAUCUUUCAGAUGAUGCUGGAUCAGAUGUUACAUUCUAUGCUAUGUUAGAGGCGUCUGAAUUUGCAAAACAUUGGUUACCAUUUUGCAAGAGAUUCAAGGUUGAACCUAGGUCACCAAAUGCAUAUUUCAAGACUGUUAACUUAGAUAUUUACCCAAAUGAUGCUAAAGAAGUUUUCGCCAUCAAGAAAUUGUAUCAAGAAAUGGAAAAUCGAGUAGAAAAUGCAUCAAAGCUUGGUAAAGUACCAAAGGAAGCAUACUCAAACUAUAAAGAAUUUUCUCAGUGGGAUUCUUAUUCAUCUAAGCGUGAUCAUGACACAAUUCUUCAAAUUCUACUUCAUAGAAAGGACUUGAAUGCAAGAGAUGAAGAUGGAUUUGUUAUGCCCACCUUGGUAUAUAUGGCUCGUGAGAAGAGACCUCACUUUCCACAUAACUUCAAAGCUGGAGCCAUGAAUUCAUUGAUAAGAGUGUCAUCAAUGAUCAGCAAUGGAAAAAUCAUUCUGAAUGUAGAUUGUGACAUGUACUCAAACAAUUCACAAUCUUUAAGAGACGCACUUUGCUUCUUCAUGGAUGAAGAUAAAGAUGGAUUUGGUGGGCCCAUGUAUAUUGGAACUGGCUGCUUUCACAGAAGAGAUGUACUCUGUGGAAGAAAGUUUGAUAAACAAUACAGAAAUGAUUGGAACAACAAUGCAAAUGAAGAAAAUAUUAACCAUAUGAUAGAAGCAAGUUUGCAAGAUAUGGAAGAAAAAUCAAAGCCUCUUGCAAGUUGUACCUACGAGGAAAACACAUCUUGGGGAAAAGAGAUGGGACUACUUUAUGGUUGUGCAGUGGAGGAUAUAGUGACAGGAUUAUCUAUUUUAUGUAAAGGAUGGAGAUCAGUUUACUAUAAUCCAACAAGAAAAGCUUUUUUAGGUUUGUCUCCAACCACAUUGCCAGAAGCACUUGUUCAACAUAAGAGAUGGUCUGAAGGAGGUUUUCAAAUUUUGCUUUCUAAGUUCAGUCCUGUUUGGUACGCUUAUGGAUUGAUAAGUCCAGGUCUUCAACUUGCAUAUUGUCAUUACAAUAUGUGGGUGCUUAACUCCUUUCCAACUCUAUAUUAUUGCAUCAUCCCUUCCCUUUUUCUCCUCAAAGGCAUUCCCUUGUUUCCACAGAUUUCAAGUCCAUGGUUCAUACCUUUUGCCUAUUUGAUAGUUGGUAAUUCAACCUACUCUUUGAUAGAGUUUUUGAGGGUAGGAGGAACAAUCAAGGGUUGGUGGAAUGACUUAAGAAUGUGGCUAUACAAAAGAACAAGUUCAUACCUUUUUGCUUUUGUUGAUACCAUGCUGAAGUUAAUAGGUUUCUCAAAUUCAGGCUUCAUAAUAUCUACUAAGGUAGCUGAGGAAAAUGUUUCUCAAAGAUAUGAGAAAGAGAUUAUGGAGUUUGGAAACUCUUCUCCAAUGCUCAUUUUAUUGGCUACAAUUGCAAUGCUGAAUUUGUUUUGUCUUGUUGGGGUUUUGUUAAAGGAAGUUGUGUUAAGCGGAAAAGGUUAUGGAAUAUUUGAGACAAUGUUGUUGCAAGUUUUACUAAGUGGUGUGUUGGUUGUUCUUAAUAUACCUAUUUAUCAAGGACUUUUUAUGAGGAAAGAUAAGGGAAGAAUGCCAAUAUCUGUUGCAGUUAAAUCAACAACAUUAGCUCUAAGUGCAUGUGUUCUCUUUAGUGCUCUUGGUUAA